CGUGAACAUUAAUUUACCUAUUUUCUUGGACCUGCAUGCAAAUCCAGUCAUUGGACAGUCCAUUUUCAAUCUUGUUCGUUGUAUAAAUACCCUAAUUUGUACAAGUUCAAAACUCAGGUCAGGCAGAAUAAUAGAGAGGAACAAAUACAAGGAAAAAAGAAAUAAAAAAGGAUAACAGAAUCUCUCUCUCUCAAAAAAUAUAAGAUAAAUAAAUUGAAUAAUAAUAGUAGAGAGAGCUUCCUUAUCCAAAAAUAUUUCUUUCAUUCCUUUGUUUUGUACACUUUUUACCCUCUCGAAAUCGUGAUAAAUAAAGCUUGAUCGAUAAAAUGGCGGUUGGGGUAGGUAUCGAUUCUGGUGGUGGGAAGCAGUAUGAAGGCCGCGUUACGCCUUUCGUCAUCGCCACUUGUCUUGUGGCCGCUACCGGUGGACUCAUUUUUGGGUACGACAUUGGUAUUUCAGGAGGAGUAACAUCGAUGGACGAGUUUCUGAUGAAAUUCUUCCCAUCGGUUUACGCAAAGGAAAAGAACCCAAUCGGCCACGAGAGUCAGUACUGUAAAUUCGAGAACCAUCUCUUGACACUCUUCACCUCCUCCCUUUACCUGGCGGCGUUGGUCGCCUCCUUCUUCUCCGCCGCCACCACCAGAAAGCUCGGCCGGAAAGCCUCCAUGACCGUCGGAGGUCUGGUCUUUCUGGUUGGAGCAAUACUCAACGGGGCCGCGAUGAACGUAUGGAUGCUCAUCAUCGGCCGCAUAUUGCUCGGUGUUGGAAUCGGGUACGCCAACCAGUCGGUCCCCGUAUACCUAUCGGAGAUGGCUCCGGCGAAGAUCAGGGGAGCUCUGAACAUAGGGUUCCAAAUGGCGAUCACAAUCGGCAUCUUUGCCGCCAACCUGGUCAACUACGGGACCGCGCAGAUGAAGGAGAACGGGUGGAGGGUGUCGUUGGGCCUCGCCGCGGUGCCGGCGCUGAUAAUGACCAUCGGAGCUCUGUUCCUCCCCGACACUCCGAACUCGCUGAUCGAGAGAGGGAUGAAGGAGGAGGCGCGUGAGAUGCUGCAGAAGAUAAGGGGGACGACGGAGGUGGACGCGGAGUACGACGACCUUGUGGAGGCGAGCGAGGUAUCGAAGCUGGUGGAGAAUCCAUGGAAGACGAUCAUGGAGCCGAGGUACAGGCCGCAGCUUGUGAUCACAGCUCUCAUCCCCUUCUUCCAGCAGCUCACCGGUAUCAACGUCAUCAUGUUCUACGCUCCGGUCCUCUUCAAAACCCUAGGGUUUGGCGACGACGCCGCACUCAUGUCCGCCGUAGUCUCCGGGCUCGUCAACGUCUUCGCCACCGUCGUCUCCGUGUUCACCGUCGACAAGUUCGGCCGACGCGCCCUGUUCCUGGAGGGUGUCCAGAUGUUCGUGUGCCAGAUCGCCACCGGAGCAUUGAUCGCAUCCGUGUUCGGAGUCUCGGGAGACGGCGCGUUCAGCAAGGAGAAAGGGAACUUGGCAUUGGCCUUGAUAUGCAUCUACGUGGCGGCGUUCGCGUGGUCGUGGGGGCCGCUAGGGUGGUUGGUGCCGAGUGAGAUCCACCCGUUGGAAACGAGAUCUGCGGGACAGUCGAUGAAUGUGUCGGUGAACAUGUUCUUCACUUUCGUCAUCGGGCAAUUGUUCCUAUCGAUGCUAUGCCAUUUGAAGUUCGGGCUGUUCUUCUUCUUCGGGGGAUGGGUUUUGGUGAUGACGGUGUUCGUGUACUUUUUCAUACCGGAAACGAAGAAUGUGCCGAUCGAAGAGAUGAACAGAGUAUGGAAGAGCCAUUGGUUCUGGGGUAAAUAUAUUCCUGAUGAUGCACCUGGUCUUGCCAAUCCCCACCAUAACAACAAUGCUUGAUUCUUAUAUAUAUAUUCAUCGAAGGAGAAUGAAUAAGAAUGUGUAUAUAUGUAUUAUAAUGCAAAUAAUUGAUAUAUUAUAGUUUAGGGUGUAAAGAACUUGAUGGAAGAGAUAGGAUUUUUAUGUAAAGCUUUGGUCAAUUUUCAUUUGUUGUAAAUAAAAACUUAAAAGAUAUACAUAUAUUUGAUU
This is a messenger RNA of Erythranthe guttata (spotted monkey flower), 2057 nucleotides long. Its product is annotated as sugar transport protein 10-like. NCBI's taxonomy places the organism in Eukaryota, Viridiplantae, Streptophyta, Magnoliopsida, Lamiales, Phrymaceae. Gene Ontology annotation, molecular function: monosaccharide transmembrane transporter activity. The record is from RefSeq and is a predicted model, not a curated record. Gene Ontology annotation, cellular component: membrane. Gene Ontology annotation, biological process: monosaccharide transmembrane transport.